Messenger RNA from Suillus subaureus, 360 nucleotides. RefSeq lists its product as uncharacterized. The annotation marks the transcript as partial. The transcript is spliced from 2 exons. The record is from RefSeq and is a predicted model, not a curated record. NCBI's taxonomy places the organism in Eukaryota, Fungi, Basidiomycota, Agaricomycetes, Boletales, Suillaceae.
CUCACAAAUGAUGGAGUCCCAGUUGAAUUCGAAGAGCGCCCUCAUGAAUCAACGUCUUCGGUUGUCCUUGAUUAUCACGUAAUUCAGAACGACCUCUCGGGCUUGCUGAACUCCCCUCAUCAGCGCAGUGCGCUCGACUUCAAAGUCCCUCUUUUGAGACUUAAAAUCGUCUCCUUUCGCAAUGAAACCACACUCGGCAUCUCUUGGAACCAUACAUUGGGUGAUGCCACUAUGUUCUUCCGCUUCACUCAUGCACUUUCCCAAUUUUACCAAGGCUUACACCUCGUCUAUCCACCGCCUACGUUCGAGAAGCACGUUUUCCCUGAGCCUGAGGAGUGUACCAUUGAAGAACUACGCCCA